Sinocyclocheilus rhinocerous is the source of this 1945-nucleotide messenger RNA. RefSeq names its product proline-rich protein 5-like. NCBI's taxonomy places the organism in Eukaryota, Metazoa, Chordata, Actinopteri, Cypriniformes, Cyprinidae. Gene Ontology annotation, cellular component: TORC2 complex. Gene Ontology annotation, biological process: TORC2 signaling. The transcript is spliced from 10 exons. The record is from RefSeq and is a predicted model, not a curated record. Bases 255 to 1625 code for a protein of 456 amino acids.
ACUGUCUGGACUGCCGUCUGGUCACAGUCUGCGACUCGGGAAGCAAAUAGGAGGGGCGAGUAUUGGGGAUGCCUGCCACGGGAAUGAUCCAUUAACCCCGCACAGCCCACAUCCGCAUUUAUGGAUUAGUUUCUCCUGAAGUGUAAACCAUCAUAUCUAUUGUUCUCGCCAUCACUGAAGUUACUUAAAUAUCCCCGACUGCUCAUAUUCACUUUGCACACGGAGCACAUGACGAAGGACCAGAGAUGUUCUGAAUGAAAGGAGGAUCUGGCAGCCUUUCGAUAACAAUGCUGGAGAACUUGAGCGGAGCCCACAUUGAUCGACCCGCCCCUAGAUCAUCCACAUUCAGCUUCUCUGCCCUGUUUGCUCUGCCACACCACCUUCACAUGGAUGGGAGCAGUCAUCCAUUCAGGAGGACUCUGUACCGGUUGAAGUUGGUAAGUUCUCCAAAUCUGAGUCAGCUGGGGAAAAAUGAAAAGGCUUCAUUGGAGGAGAGAGGAUCAGGGCCUAAUGCCACAUGGAACAGCAUUCACAACGCAGUUAUUGCUGUAUUCCAAAAGAAAGGACUGGCGAACAACGAACUCUAUACACUCAAUGAAGGCGUGAGGCAGCUAUUGAAAACUGAGCUGGGCUCGUUCUUUACAGAAUACCUCCAGAAUCAGCUUUUAACUAAAGGCAUGGUCAUUUUACGGGACAAAAUAAGGUUUUAUGAAGGUCAGAAGUUAUUGGACUCUUUGGCUGAGACAUGGGACUUUUUCUUUUGUGAUGUUCUGACUAUGCUUCAAGCCAUCUUCCACCCCGUCCAGGGCAAGGAGCCAUCGGUGCGUCAGCUGGCCCUGCUGCACUUUCGAAACACCAUCACCCUUAACAUGAAGCUGGAGGAGGCUUUGUCCAGACCGCGAGCCCGUGUCCCUCCCUCCAUCGUCCAGAUGCUUUUGGUGUUACAGGGGGUUCAUGAAUCCAAAGGUGUGAGUGAAGAAUACCUGAAGCUGGAGUCUCUCGUUCAGAAGGUGGUGUCGCCGUACCUGGGCACGCAGGGACUGUGUUCACAUGAGUGUGGCGCCUCUGAGUGCUCCUGUGUUAUCGAGAGGCGUUUGCAGUAUUGCUGGUCCAAGUCUGCAGACCUGCCCUCCAGUAAUCUGGUAGUGCGCUCCAAGAGUUACAACAUCCCCAUGCUGACCCCCGUGGCCGAGUACGACUCUGAAGUGAGCUCUGUGGGCAGCGUCGGCAUCCGGCGUCACUCUGCGUGUGAUGUCACUUCCUGCAUAGAGCCCCAGGGCUAUUCGGCCCUGACUGUGGGAAUAGAGACCAGCUCAACCCCCAGACUCUCACUCGAUCAUGAGCUCACCCUGUCUAGUGUGAUGCGAGGGGCCACGGGACAGCCCGUUCUGAUUUCUCCACCCGUCUUCAUCAACACCUCCGCAGGGUGUCUGCAUGCAGCGGACGCCCCGAUGGCUUCAUCUGAGGUGGACCAGGCCCUUUCGUCACCCCCGAGCUGCUCCUCCAGUCCGGAGACGAUUGUAAUGCAGGGGCUAGACUCACUGGAAUCAGAUCCUGACGGAAUCUUCAUCGACCUUUCCCACUGCCGCUCCGAUUCUUUCGGAACGAGCAGGAAAACUAGCUGAUGGAAUCAAUGUGUGAAGAAUCCAUUUCAGAUGUUUGUGAUUAUAAACUACCACUAUUCUGUGAACUUGUGAAGUAGCUAUGUACGUUGUGAUUUUCAUUCUUGCUUUGCGCAAAAGCCAAGGCUGCUUUGUGGGAAAAAUGGGAGAAGACUCGAUUUGAAGUGAUUGUUUUCAUAAUGUUCUAAACCUGUGGAUGAAUUUUUGAAUUUUUCUAGUUUUUCAUAGACAAUAGAGGUGGAAUAUCUCCAUCUUAAUUAAUAUACAUCUUACUGUCUCUCAUUUAGGAAAGCUAAUUUCCGCCACGGAAUAAAAAACAAUUA